Molecule: messenger RNA, 2788 nt
Organism: Bufo bufo (common toad)
Lineage: Eukaryota; Metazoa; Chordata; Amphibia; Anura; Bufonidae
Gene: TCF7L1
Product: transcription factor 7 like 1
Exons: 12
Coding region: 215-1879 (554 amino acids)
Biological process (GO): canonical Wnt signaling pathway; regulation of transcription by RNA polymerase II
Cellular component (GO): beta-catenin-TCF complex
Molecular function (GO): DNA-binding transcription factor activity, RNA polymerase II-specific; RNA polymerase II cis-regulatory region sequence-specific DNA binding
Source: RefSeq, a predicted model, not a curated record
GAGACCCUGCAGUACGCUUUUUAGAGGGGGGGCUGGUGUGAUUGUACACCGGCCUAGUUACUAAUAUCUAGAAAGUUUCUCUGCACCCCCUCCCCCCCAUUAUGUUUUUUAGGAGGCUCAUGCAUUAGGGGAAAAGUUAGCUGGUUCUCUAGCGGGCUUGGUGUUCUUCAGCUUUUGCGGGUCUCCUGUGCCACUCGGAGGGGGUAGAACAGCCAUGCCUCAAUUAAACAGCGGUGGGGGGGAUGAGUUAGGGGCGAACGAUGAGCUGAUCCGGUUUAAGGAUGAGGGCGAGCAAGAGGAGAAAAGUCCCGGGGAGGGAUCGGCCGAGGGGGACCUGGCCGACGUCAAGUCUUCACUGGUUAACGAAUCGGAGAAUCACAGCAGCGACUCAGACUCCGAGGUCGAGAGACGCCCCCCUCCACGAGAGAGUUUUGAGAAACCUCGGGAUUACCUGUCGGAAGCAUUCAGGAGGCAGCACCAAGAUGCAGCUUUCUUUAAAAGCUCACCCUAUGCAGGCUACCCGUUCCUGAUGAUCCCUGAUCUUGGAGGCCAUUACUUGCCCAAUGGUGCCCUAUCACCCAGUGCCCGCACGUAUUUGCAGAUGAAAUGGCCUCUCUUAGAUGCCCCCAGUACUGCCGGCUUGAAGGAUGCCAGGUCGCCAUCACCCGCUCAUAUGUCCAACAAGGUGCCAGUUGUCCAGCACCCUCAUCACAUGCACCCUCUAACGCCCCUCAUCACCUACAGCAACGACCGCUUCUCGCCGGUGACUCCUCCUGGACAUUUGUCACCUGAAAUAGACCCAAAGACCGGCAUCCCACGCCCGCCUCAUCCAUCAGAGCUUUCUCCAUACUACCCGCUGUCCCCUGGAGCUGUAGGACAGAUUCCUCACCCCUUGGGCUGGCUGGUUCCACAACAGGGCCAACAUAUGUAUUCCAUCCCUCCUGGCGGAUUCCGGCACCCAUAUCCCGCGCUCGCCAUGAACGCCUCAAUGUCCAGUUUGGUUUCCAGCCGCUUUUCUCCACAUAUGGUGCCUCCUCCUCACCACAGCUUGCAUACCUCAGGGAUCCCUCACCCUGCCAUUGUCUCGCCAGUUGUAAAGCAGGAGCCAUCCUCUGGAAACCACAGUCCCAACCUCAACAUGAAACCAGGCAUGCAAGUUAAGAAAGAAGAAGAGAAGAAGCCACAUGUUAAAAAGCCGUUGAAUGCCUUCAUGCUGUACAUGAAGGAGAUGAGAGCCAAGGUUGUAGCAGAGUGCACACUGAAGGAGAGCGCAGCCAUCAAUCAGAUCCUAGGUCGUCGGUGGCACUCUUUAUCGAGGGAAGAACAGGCCAAGUACUAUGAGCUAGCCAGGAAAGAGCGGCAACUGCACUCCCAGCUCUACCCGACGUGGUCUGCAAGAGACAACUAUGAUGUCAUGUUCCAGGGUAAGAGAAAGAAGCGGAAGAGAGAGAAGCAGUCCCAGGAAGCAGAAGUUUCCAGACCCAAGAAGGUGUGCGUUCAGCAUCUUCCUGCAGAGAAGACCUGCGACAGCCCGGCCUCCUCCCACGGCAGCAUGUUGGACUCGCCAGCCACCCCCUCGGCCGCUCUCGCCUCUCCCGCAGCCCCUGCUGCGACACACUCUGAGCAAGCUCAGCCGCUGUCCCUCACCACCAAACCAGAAUCAAGAGCGCAGUUAUCUCUCAGCCACUCUGCAGCCUUCCUGGCCUCCAAGUCUCCUCCGUCCUCCAGUCUGUCCGGGCACCUGACAUCCUCUGUCGGAUCGCCGAUGCUCUCUCGGCCCAUCCCGCUCACAUCCUCUGUAUUGUCUCCACCGGGCAUCUUCCAGUUACCCCUAUUGCAGACACAGCCCCUCUCUUUGGUGACCAAAUCUAGUGACUGACAUGAGAAAAAUCCUAUGGCUGGGAUCCCUUCACCUCGAUGGAGUUGUACUCUGCAGAUGUGCACAUGCUCUGCUCUGCACUAGUAUAUGUAUACUGCUUUGCAGAUAUGGAUUUUGCUCUGCACUGAUUGGUGUGUGUACAUAUAUAUAUAUGACGCUCUGUGAGUGGGGACCACUUCUAUCCCGCUCUGACUCUACUCUUCAGGCGUGGACGAUGCUCUGUGGAUAUGGACACCACUGUGUAAUGGUGCAGAUCUUUCAUGACGUUGGCCAUGGUGGGGUCGCAUCAUCUGACAAGGGACUCAUCUGAUGCGGUGAUCAGGAGCACGGUGGGCUAUUAAAGGGACCCUUUCUUCAGUACGGUGGGGACGCCCAUGCACGUGGAUUACGGAUCAAUCGUACCUCCCUUCCAUCGCGCAGCCACGCCACGAGCCGCAUGCAUUAUUGGUCAAUAUUUGACCUUGCGGUUUUACGCUUAACUUGGAGAAACGUUUUUUUCUUUACUUUGAAGUGGAAAUAAUAGGAAUAAAUCCAUGUAUAUUGUACAUACAAAUGUGCCCGGGUAGGGAAAACGGGGGUAUGCAUGUUUCCUUUUGUGGGAGGGUUUCUAUUUUGUAUGUCCUAAGGAAAAGUUAGGAGGAAGGAAAAAGUCUUGGUCCCUCUAAGUGCUGGUCUGGGGGCAGCAAACCAUUUUUUUUUUUUUUUUCUAUAUUAUAUAAAUAUAUAUAUUUUUUUUUAUUUUUAUUUUUUACCUUUCUGGCAUUCCCUGGGUUACUAUCACCUAUAUAUGUAUUUUCUCUCCCACUUACUCUGAGGAUUGUUGUUUUUGCUUUUUUUUUUCCCCCCUCCACCUUUUCUUCUCCAUUCCAGUCUUCUAUACAGUUUUAUGUAUUUUUUUUUUUGUUUUUG